ACAUCUGCUCUUUCACUCUGGAAAAAGCCAUUUAGCUGUGAUCAGUGUGGUAAAAAGUUUAUUAUAUCAUCAAAUCUAAAAAAACACCUGACAGUUCAUUCAGAUGAGAAACCUCAUGUGUGUUCUUACUGUGGAGAGAGUUUUAAAAGCCUGAACAGUUGUAAACGGCACCAGAAAACAUAUCAUGAAGUGAGAGAUCAUGUAUGUUGUGAGUGUGGGAAGAGCUUUACAGCUGGCGAUCUGAAACAGCACCAAAGAAUUCAUACUGGAGAAGAUUACAAGUGCUCAUAUUGUGACAAGAGUUUUGUUGCAUCUGGAAGCCUGAAAAUACACGAGCGAGUUCAUACUGGAGAGAAGCCGUACCACUGUACUCAGUCUGAAAAGCCAUUAUUUAACUGUGAUCAGUGUGGUAAACAGUUUAAAUGUUUAUCACGACUAAAAGCACAUCUGACAGUUCAUUCAGAUGAGAAGCCUUAUAUGUGUUCUUACUGUGGAAAGAGUUUUUCAAGGCUGGGUCACUGUAAAGAGCACCAGAAAAUACAUAAUGAAGUGAAAGAUCAUGUGUGUUGUGAGUGUGGGAAGAGCUUUACUAGAGCUUACUGUCUGAAAGAGCACCAAAAAAUUCAUACUGGAGAAAAACCUUACAAGUGCUCAUAUUGUAACAAGAGGUUUAGUUACUUUGGAGACCAGAAAAGGCACGAGCGAGUUCACACUGGAGUGAAGCCGUAUUACUGUACUCAGUGUGGAAAGAGUUUCACUCAGUCAUCAACUCUAGUGACUCAUAUUAAAAAGCAUUGUUCUGUGUCAAAGUGAGCAAAUGUUUUCUACAGAUUCAAUAUUUCAAGUAAAUAUUGUGAUAAAGAGAUUCAGAUACAGUAAAUAUGAGAUUGGGUCAAAUAAACUAGUUU
This is a messenger RNA of Labeo rohita (rohu), 908 nucleotides long. Its product is annotated as zinc finger protein 436-like. The record is from RefSeq and is a predicted model, not a curated record. The annotation marks the transcript as partial. Gene Ontology annotation, molecular function: RNA polymerase II cis-regulatory region sequence-specific DNA binding; DNA-binding transcription factor activity. The transcript has a single exon. Lineage: Eukaryota; Metazoa; Chordata; Actinopteri; Cypriniformes; Cyprinidae. Gene Ontology annotation, biological process: regulation of transcription by RNA polymerase II.